Messenger RNA from Exaiptasia diaphana, 2463 nucleotides. RefSeq names its product chloride intracellular channel protein 4. Lineage: Eukaryota; Metazoa; Cnidaria; Anthozoa; Actiniaria; Aiptasiidae. Gene Ontology annotation, molecular function: chloride channel activity. The record is from RefSeq and is a predicted model, not a curated record. Gene Ontology annotation, cellular component: membrane; cytoplasm. Bases 854 to 1549 code for a protein of 231 amino acids. Gene Ontology annotation, biological process: chloride transport. The transcript has 2 exons.
AAUUACACUAAUGUCACUUAUUUAUUCUAUACUUUGACUGCUGUGAAUCUAUAUUAAUCAAAAGAAUGUUUACGCGUUGACCUGCCAAUUGUAUAUAGUUAUUGCCUUUUAUGGUAAUGCAGUAUAUGGUUUUUAUUGAUUUUUAUACGUCAUUUAACGCGUCGAUUAGUUUGUAAAACUUUGACCGUAACAAAAUUAUUCUAGAGUUUGAUUCUCAGUUAUAUUUUUAGCCUAGAUGAGUGGACUAUAGAUCAAAAGCUUUGCAAAAAUUGAUCUUCUCAUCUUUUGUUAUUCCAAGGGGUUGUAAAAAUUCACUAAUAUUCCUUGAAUUUGAGCUUUUGAGUUGCACUCAAAAUUCUAAAAAUUCGCUAGAACUUCGGAGAAUAACCUUAAGAUCUAGUAAAUGAAAACAUUGGCUUAAUAUUUUCAUAAUUUCAAAGGUGUUCUACACUAUUAACUUCUUUUGUUCAGGUCUAGGUGUAUAGUUAGUCUUGUAACGUUACUUAUGUCACGAUUUUUUCCGAAAAUCACGCAAUCAGUGAAAGAAAUUUAUCAUCACAAUUUCGAUCUAUUAGAUGUCAGAUUACAGUUUAUGAGCAAAUUGCUAGGAGGACAAGCAUGCAUUUUUCGUCAAUGGUUGGUCCAUUUGGCAUUCAUAAUUCUUAAAAGGUUUCGUUGCCCAUAACAACUGCUGGUGGUCGAUGGUCAUGAAUUUUAAUGCAUUUUUCACAUUAUAAUAUUAAACGAGGCAGAAUCUAUAAAACGCGUUCACUUGUGUCGUGUCGACGAGUAAUUUCACUUGGCAAAGGGUGUGACAAGCGAAGAACUUAAUUUAACUUGGUUUAAAGAAACAAUGAGCGGACAACCGAGGUGCAAACUGUUUAUUAAGAAAAAAGGCGACUAUUUAUGCCAACGUGUCUGCAUGAUUGUGGCUCUGAAAAAGUUAGAUCCAGUUAUAUGCCAAAUUAUCGCUGAAGAAGACAAGGUCAAAAUUGCGAAAGAAAAUGGUGCAACGGUAACCAUGUGGCCAACUCUACUUGAUACCCACACAUACGAGGAUGGAGAAGAGAUCGAGCAACAUCUUGAAGCGCACUUUCCAGAGCAUAGCUUGAAAAGCAACGAUGAGGCGGUUAAGGAACUAACAGAAAACAACAGCCCCGUGUCAGACUUCAAUAAAUGGCUUCGAGCUGAGAGUCCCGGAGACGCUGUUCAUGCUGAAAAGCUCGCAAAAUUUCUUAAUAAAGCUGACCAGAUUUUGGAACAAAAUGCCAAAAAGGGUGAUUUCUUAGAUGGAAAUUCACUUACGCUUCCAGAUUGCAUCUUGUUGCCAAAGCUACACCAUAUGAGAGAAGUUGGUAAGAUUAUCACUGUCGACCAGGGCGACAUACUUAAAGGUUUCACUAAUGUGGAGAGAUAUAUGAAAAAGGCCGAAAAUGGAACAGCGUUUCAAACCACCAAGAGAGAAAUAGACGACAGAAAAUGGAUUGGAUUCAAAUCCAAGACCAAGAAAAGCUCAGACAUUUACAAUGCUUUGAAGUCGAGAAAAUGACUGAAAUGACUUGGGAUUGGUUGGUGUUGAAGCCAAAAACAUUUUCAGUAAAACUUAACACUUAUUCAAGGAAAGGAACUUAAAAGUUUAAAGCUAAACUCCUCAAAACUCCAGUUUCCGGUCAUAUCAUGGUUUUUCAUUGGAUAAUACUUAGUCAAUAGUCGUCUUUAGUAAAGAAUGUAUACGAUGGAUAAAGGUAAAAGAAUUAUCGCUUGAAUAACCCUAUAGAUAGCUCUAGAAGAUGCCAUUAUUUCAAGGUUAAAGUAAAUAACUACAUUCGAAUAUAUUCGUUUGUAUUUGUUUUGUUAUUAUACAUAAGAAUGAUUGUAACACGAAUGUUUGGAGAUAUAAACCAUACCCUAGAAUAGUAGAAUUUACUAUAGGAAUAAAACUGUCAAGUUAUUUUCACAAAAAUAUAUCGUUGUUUAUCAAAUUAAAAUAACUAAAAAGAAAUGCUUAGUUUUAGAAUAUCACGGCAGAAUAAAAUUGUUGAUCUUCAAACUCAUUCAAAAUUCAUAAAUUUAAUUCAUCUAUCGUCAGUCUGUUAUGGAAAUUUGCAAUCGGACUUCAACACUUGAUUUGUAACCCAGUUUCUUGAUUUAAAACUUUUCCGUGUAUCAAGAUCAUUGCUUUCCAGGUCAUCGCUUUGAAGUCGUCUCUUCAUAGAAUUUUUUACUAGACAAUUAUGAUGAUUUUUCUGUCAAUGGGGUAUUUUUGUCUGCAAAAUGGCUGUCAGAAAUAUGACAGAAUGCUCUUAGAUAUGGCAUUGCACCCAUUCACAUUAGCAUUUUGAUAAAACCUAGGGUGUUUUUACAAUUCUAAAUAUUAUCUUAAGCUUUUGUUAAAUUCUUAAAACAAGAAAACACUGUAUGUAAUUAAUGAAUUUUCUAUUAAAAUGAAAACAUCUUUAUGAA